CCCAGCGUAAUGGGCUCCGCCUUCCUGACACAAGCAGGAUCAAGUCGUGAGAACCCGCGUGCCUUUCAUGCUUCUAGAAUGACAUCCGUCUCCCCCAGGGCUCAACAUCAGAAGCCGGGAUCGUCCUUACAGCCCGCCGACACGUUUGCGUGAUCCUCGUUCCAUCCGUACCGGUAGAUCACCGGCAGCUAAUGCUGUCGAGCAGCUCGGCCCUCUUUCCCAUUGCAGCGCAGGUGGAGUGGACAUCCUGCGGGUGCGUGAACUGGGCAUGAUGUGUGGUUAGGAGUGGAUAAACGGAUGCCAUAUCUCAGCUCCCAUCCCCCACACGCGGAGGUGGGUUUCACGCUUCGCAAACUUCGUUUUCGACAAUUUCUUGGGUCUGGUACUUAGUUUGCGUUUGUGAUACCCCUUUGCACGGUUGCGUCGUCGCUCCUUCAUAUUUCCUGCCCCCUCACACGUCACAUCGCAACGGCUGGUCUGUUCUUCUUGGUCUUUCAAUUCUGCUGCUCCGCUGCUCGCAAUCACGGAAUCCUCUCGGUGGCUAGCUGGCUGGCUUAUCAAAUGGCGCGGCCGGAGGACUACGGCCCGACAAUCAACGCGGUAGUCUGGUCCCAGGUUGGACUUUCGGCUCUCUUCUUGGGUCUAAGGGUUUACUGCAAAUUCAAGAAGCGUAGUGGUCUUUGGUGGGACGACUAUGUGCUCAUAGCUUCUUGGGUCACCCUCUUGAUCGCGUCGGCACUCACCUCUGUCAACGUAUCCCUCGGCUUUGGCAAGCAUGUCUACCAGAUCAACCCCGUAAACUUUCCUCCGAUUGGCCUCAAUGGCAACGUCAUCAGCACGAUAUCUAUCACCUCAGCAGUGUGGAGUAAGACGUCUUUCGCGAUGACGCUUCUCCGAAUCGAGGAGAAGGGUUGGACGAGGUAUAUCAUAUGGACGGCCAUCAUCUCCAUGAAUAUCUUAAUGGCUCUGAACGCAAUGGCUGCUUGGGUGCAGUGCUCUCCCAUCCAGAAAUUCUGGCUGCCCCAGACGCCGGGGAAAUGUUGGGAUCCCAAGGUCGCCGCAUAUUAUGGCGUCUUCGCUGCAGCUUACUCCGCUUUGAUGGAUAUCAUGCUCGCGCUGCUGCCCUGGAAGCUGAUUUGGGGGCUUCAAAUGAAAUUACAGGAGAAGAUUGGAGUGGGAAUCGCCAUGAGUAUGGGUCUGCUUGCUGGAGCAACCGCCAUCGUCAAGUGCACAGCUAUUCCUACUCUGCUCUCUGGAGACUUUACAUACGAUGGCAGCGACCUCGUCAUCUGGGGAACCUGCGAGUCGAGCGUUACCAUCAUGGCGGCCUCCAUCCCUGUUCUCCGCGUUCUCAUUCGAGAUGUCGCGAGCACUGCUCGCAAGUACUAUGGCUCCUCCGGCACUCACACCAACGGGUCCCGAUUCGGCCACGGCGGCAGCGGUAUCACUCGAAGUAACACGGUAACGGUAACGACGACAUCAUCUCAAAAGGGCUCGAUUCGGAGAAAGUGGGACAAGCUGGCCGACGACCGGAGCGACAAGAGCAUACUUGAGGUCGAGCCUGAACUGGAAUUCGGCAAGAUCGUCCGGACGAAUGAGAUUGUGGUGCAAUACGACACGAGAAGUGUGAUUGAAGGACAUAAUGGGAGCUAUGAGAUGGGUCGCGUGAACCCAGGGCGCAUGGUUUAAUGCAACGAGGAUGUUGCAAGACGACGUCUUCCAAGGAGGAUGCAGUGAAAUUAUUUGAGAUCCACAACUUGAAUCUAUUGUUGUGUUCUUUCCGACAUAUCAUCGUGACUUCUUAGGUAAACGGGUAAAACAAAAAUUUCUU
Molecule: messenger RNA, 1831 nt
Organism: Colletotrichum destructivum
Lineage: Eukaryota; Fungi; Ascomycota; Sordariomycetes; Glomerellales; Glomerellaceae
Exons: 5
Coding region: 562-1689 (375 amino acids)
Source: RefSeq, a predicted model, not a curated record